Funneliformis caledonium is the source of this 231-nucleotide messenger RNA. The record is from the annotation of a GenBank genome assembly. Lineage: Eukaryota; Fungi; Glomeromycota; Glomeromycetes; Glomerales; Glomeraceae.
AUGUCAACAACCGAAAUAAAUAAUUCCAACGCUGAUUUCAAUUGGUUAAAAAGAGCGAUAUCGGAAAAUUAUAUCAAGUAUUAUGAUUUUGCCGAAUUCACUAAUUGGGAAGAAAUUAGCUACGGUUCUUAUGGAAAUGUUUCUUGCGCGAACUGGAAAGGUUCUGAUACUAUCAUGGCUCUAAAACAUUCCUAUAAUUUGACUAUUAAAGAGAUGGUCAAUGAGCUAUAA